AACCACCAGUAUUCAGUCAUUCACCACAGCCUCUCUCUCUCUCUCUCUCUCUCUCUCUCUCUCUCCGUAGAUUGCAAGGGGCUUGCACCAGUUAAGUUUUCUUCAAUGGCUUUUUCUGCAUUUAGCAUUCUUUCAUCUUCUCUAGUGCUCCUUCACCUCCUCAGCUUAUCGGAAGCUAGAAAUUUCGUGGUGGGAGGCAAUCCAAGAGCUUGGACGCAGAUCUCCGAGACCCAGUCACAAUCUCUCAACAAGUGGGCUGAAACUAAUCGCUUUCACAUCGGUGACACUCUGGAGUGGAGCAAAAAUGAUUCAGUUGUGCAAGUAAGCCACAAGGAUUACAUCGGCUGCAACACUUCCAGCCCGAUUGCAGACUACAAGGAUGGCAACACCACAGUGAAGCUCGACCAUUCAGGACCCUACUUCUUCAUCGGUGCAACCCAACAGCUCUGCAAGAAUGGCCAGAAGCUGAUUGUGGUGGUAAUGUCGGAAAGACACGGGAGUUACACUGGCCUUUCUCCCGCAGCUUCUCCACUGGCAGAGCCUCAAGCCCCAGCAGUCGCACCCACCAGCGGAGCUGCAAGCUUCCGCAGUGGUGUGGUGGUGGCUUUAAUGGGGAUUUUGGCUUGGGGCUUUCUUUGAUGUGGGCUUUAAGGGGGUUUUUGGCUUGGCUCUGGGUUUUCUUUUGGGGUUUGAUUUUUUCAUUUGAUUAUGUUGAUGUUUUUAUGGGAUAUUUGAGCAAAUGGGGGAAAUCUGGAUUUUCCUUCUAGGGAGGGAGUGUUAUGUUUUGGGGUUUAUAUGUUGGAUGUUAAUGGCUUACAGUAAAUACAUUUCUUCAUUCAUUAA
Molecule: messenger RNA, 843 nt
Organism: Malania oleifera
Lineage: Eukaryota; Viridiplantae; Streptophyta; Magnoliopsida; Santalales; Ximeniaceae
Product: early nodulin-like protein 13
Exons: 2
Coding region: 106-639 (177 amino acids)
Cellular component (GO): plasma membrane
Molecular function (GO): electron transfer activity
Source: RefSeq, a predicted model, not a curated record